Molecule: messenger RNA, 1076 nt
Organism: Saprolegnia parasitica CBS 223.65
Lineage: Eukaryota; Oomycota; Saprolegniomycetes; Saprolegniales; Saprolegniaceae
Exons: 6
Coding region: 17-1018 (333 amino acids)
Source: RefSeq, a predicted model, not a curated record
UCGUUUUUGGAUCUUGAUGGGGCGCCUUGUUGCAUGGCUCGCUGCUCUCUCGGCGACGGCAACAACCGCAACGACGACAGUCGUGCCGUACCCCAACGAAAGCUCGAGCAUCGAAGUUCUGGAGUACACGACGGCGCAGAUCGACUUGCAGGCCGACCAAGCCGCAGACAUUGCAACGCCGUUCAUCAACCUCGACUACUACGAGUACAACGUUAUCAACGACAAGGCGAGUCCGCAGUACACCAUCAGUCUUCUCGUCGACCCGUGCAGUUCGUCGGGACCAGGCUGCUGUCAAGAUCAGUUUGGCACUCCUGCGUAUGUGGUGCCAGGCUCCAACAUCAACGCCAACGGCGUGGCGUCGCUGCUGGAUGAGUACGGCGCUCCAAUGGCCGCCCGUGUGAGCCGGAUUGGCGAUUUCCCGUCCGUCUUCGACCCCGACUGCCUCGUGGACGCUGGCGGCAAGGUCUACCGCAACACGACCGUGCACGCUGCCGACGGGUCCCUCUCGUUUGCGAUCGACUACGCGUCAACGUGCGUCGACUUGGAUUUUGCGAUCGAGUCGAGUGCAAGCCAGAGCUUUCCUGCCUGCUGGGACAACAAUGGGUCUGUGAAUGCUCUCUCGUCGUGCUACACGUUCGAUGGCCGCGCCAAGCCCCACUGCGUCUCGGUCGCGUACAUGCAAACAGCCUUCAUCAUGCAGUGCAUGGGCGGCUUUGCGCUCGACAAUCACUGCGGCACGUUUCUCGAGCUCCACAAACCCAACGACGAGACGAUCUUGGCGCAAACGCGCCUCUUCGCAGAGCUCCCCAACGGCUACCGGACAACGACGCUCCCCCUCUUCUAUAAGGGCAAUAUGUCACGCACCGUGUGUCUCGGCGAUUACGAGAUUUGGUGGGUGCUGCGUACGCAGUACAAGUUUGUUGUCCAGUACCGCAAGAAACUGCGCGUUGCAAGUCCCGUAUGUGAGUUUGAUUUGGUCACCAACGCCUACCGCGGCUACACGACGCUGAAUGCGUGAAAGAUGAUUGCUAUUGUAUAGAUUCCACUCAGUGUUGUUUUGUACAAGUUGUCUCCCC